AACACUGUCUCCACCUUGGGACCUCGGUAGAUACACACAGGCUCUGCUACCUUAUAGCGACACCUUGCAUAUACGACUUCUAUCAUUUUAGCUGGUUAACAUCGGAGCACUUCACUUGUAUUUAAAAAUGACAGUACAGGGGAAUCGAUUUAAAUGAUUUGUCUUAUGCCAUGUUAUUUAUAUACCGAUUAUGAGAAACUGAGAAAUGUCUUGUAGGCCUAUUUGUCACCGCGCUUUCGUCAAGCGGCCAACGGUAAAGGCUGUACCACAGCAGAAAAACACCUGAGUGAGAAAAGAAAGGGGAGAUACCGAGAUAGAGAAGGAAAAACGAUAGAGAAACAAACACAGGCGGAGAGCGAGAGAGAGAGAGAGAGACAGGGGCGGGGGUGAUUUGUGCGGCUGGAGGUGUGCAGCAGAUCUGGGGAAUCAUCAGGGGUCCCGGACGCCCCGGCCACGUUUCCAUGGCCGUUUUCUCGCCCUUUCGGGGGGAUGGAAGCUCCGCGCCAUGUGUCCGUGUACCUGUGUGCUGAAGCUGAAGCCGACGGGCGGUAGCCGCUGCCGGGGGAAGGACGGCACAUUGAGGCACGCUAUUUCUGGGAUGCGGCGUGGUGAGUCUGGUGAGACAUUGGCGCACAGUCGCCGCUGAUCGCCGUUGAAACCUGCUUCACAUACAGACUGACAGCAGGGACCACGCCGGACUGGGCUUUCCAGCACCAUGUCGCUGCGGGAUGGACAGCAUGCGGAUGGGCCGGCGUGGCCAGCGGGGACGCCAGGCUCUUAGACAACGCUGAAGUCUUCUUCUAGUAAUUUCCAUAACUCUGCCAGAGCCCUGGACAGUUUCCUGUUUGAAGAAAACCGAAGAUACCAGGUAGACUGGAAAUGCCCAGGAACCGGGCCUUCUCAGAGCCGGAGUGCUCUGCCGAGUAUUCGGCCGACUGCUCGGUGACGCUGCCGUCGGACCCGGGCCAGGCGGUGGGCCGGGCGCCGGAGGUGACAGUGCGCAGCACAGGGUGCUGUAUGUGCCUGCCACGCUUCAUGCGGCUCACCUUCUCGCCGGACUCGCUGGAGAACCUGUACCAGACCUACUUCCGGAGGCAGAGGCGUGAGACCUUGCUGGUGUUGGUGGUGUUUGCGGCGCUCUUCGACUGCUACGUCAUCGUCAUGUGUGCCGUGGUCUACACCGACGACAAGCUGGCCACCCUGGUGGUGGCGUCGGUGGGCCUGGCCGCUCACGUCCUGCUCUACCUGCUGUGCCGACUGGGGCUGCUCCCCGACCGCGUGUCCCGCAGGGUGGUGCCCUACACCCUCUGGGUGCUCAUCGCCGCCCAGGUUUUCUCCUACCUGGGGCUGAACUUCGCCCGCUUCCAUCAGGCUAGCGACACAGUAGGAUGGCAGGCCUUCUUCACGUUCUCCUUCUUCCUGACUCUGCCGCUCCGUCUGACCCCCAUCGUCCUGAUCGCCGCCGUCUCCUGCGGUAUCCACACGCUGGUGCUGGGGGUGACCAUCGCUCAGCAGCAGCAGGAUAACCUCCGCGGGGAGGCACUGGCCAGGCAGCUCUUGGCCAACAUGACGGUUUACCUGUGCUCCAUUACGGUCGGGGUCAUGUCGUACUACAUGGCUGACCGCAAACACCGCAAGGCCUUCUUGGAAGCUCGGCAGUCCCUCGAGGUCAAGCUAAACCUGGAGGAGCAGAGUCAACAGCAGGAGGGUUUGCUGCUGUCCAUCCUGCCGAAGCAUAUUGCCGAUGAGAUGCUUCGUGGUAUGAAGAAGGAGGCCAGCCAGAAGGAGGUGCAGCAAUUCAACACCAUGUACAUGUAUCGCCAUGAGAACGUCAGCAUCCUCUUUGCGGACAUCGUCGGCUUCACGCAGCUGUCUUCAGCGUGCAGUGCGCAGGAACUCGUCAAGCUGCUCAAUGAGCUGUUUGCUCGCUUCGACAAGCUGGCUGCCAAAUACCACCAGCUGAGGAUCAAGAUCCUGGGCGACUGUUACUACUGCAUCUGCGGCCUGCCGGACUACCGCGAGGACCAUGCCGCCUGCUCCAUCAUGAUGGGCCUCGCCAUGGUGGAGGCCAUCUCGUACGUGCGCGAGAAGACCCAGACGGAUGUGGACAUGCGAGUUGGCGUGCACACAGGGACCGUGCUGGGGGGCGUCCUGGGACAGAAGCGCUGGCAGUAUGAUGUCUGGUCCACGGACGUCACCGUCGCCAACAAGAUGGAAGCGGGAGGGAUCCCAGGACGUGUGCACAUCUCUCAGAGCACCAUGGAGUGCCUGCGUGGGGAGUUUGAUGUGGAGCCUGGAAACGGUGGUGAUCGCUGCGAGUACCUGAAGGAGAAGGGCAUCGAGACAUACUUGGUGGUCGUACCCAAGGGUCCGGUCGGGCGGAACGGAAUCAACGGGGUGAAGCUCUCAGUAACCUCCUCCAAUGGCAACUCCCCAGUCCUGAUCAACACCACACAGUGCAAUGGGAGUGUCCACACCACCUGCACCACGCCCGAGGAGCCUGAGGAGCUCGACACGCAGGUUGUGAACCCCUCCUUCCCAAACCCUCGUCGCCGCCUGCGGCUGCGAGACCUGGCAGAGAGGGUCAUCGAUGCACAGGAGAAUGAGCAGGAGCUGAACAAACUGCUGAAUGAAGCGCUGCUGGAGAGAGAGAGCUUACAGGCUCUGAAGGGCCGGCACACCAACCGGCUGUCCCUGCGCUUUGUGGAUCCUGAUCUGGAGACCCGCUACUCUGUGGAGAAGGAGAAGCAGAGUGGGGCAGCUUUCAGCUGUUCCUGCAUGGUACUGCUGUUCACUGCUGCUAUGGAGGCUCUUAUUGACCCCCAGUUGGUGGUGAACUAUGUGACCCUCAUAGUGGGCGAGGUCCUGCUGCUCAUCCUGACUAUCUGCUCGGUGGCUGCCAUCUUCCCACGGAUGUUCCCCAAGAAACUGGUGUCUUUCUCAACAUGGAUCGACCGUACGCGUUGGGCCCGCAACACAUGGGCCAUGGCGGCCAUCUUUAUCCUCACCAUGGCGGACAUCGUGGACAUGCUCAGCUGCUUGCAGCCUCCCCAGAACCACAGCCUCGGAGAUGCUCUGCAGUCCUUUGGAGACGGGGGCUGCUCGGAGAAUCCCAAGUACUACAGCUACAUUGCCAUUCUGGCACUCGUGGCUACCACCAUGUUGGUCCAGGUCAGUCACAUGGUCAAGCUCACGCUUAUGCUGCUCAUCACUGUGGCAACCGGCGUGGUCAACAUUUACAGCUGGAGGGACAUCUAUGAUCAGUACGACCUCUUCCGCUUCAAUGAUUAUAGGCUGUCCAUGGUCCCCUCCAAAUACCAGAUGACCGUGAUGAUUCUCAUCAUGAUGCUCAGCUUUUACUACUUCUCCCGUCAUGUGGAGAAGCUGGCACGCACACUCUUUCUGUGGAAGGUUGAAGUCCACAACCAGAAGGAGAAGGUUUAUGAGAUGCGGCGUUGGAACGAAGCUCUGGUUGCCAACAUGCUCCCUGAGCACGUGGCCAGGCACUUCCUGGGAUCAAAGAAGAGGGAUGAGGAGCUAUACAGCCAGUCAUAUGAUGAGAUUGGAGUGAUGUUUGCCUCGAUUCCAAACUUCUCUGACUUCUACACGGAGGAGAGCAUCAACAACGGGGGCAUUGAGUGCCUGAGGUUUCUCAAUGAGAUCAUCUCCGACUUCGACAGCCUACUGGACAAUCCUCAAUUCCGCUGCAUCACCAAGAUUAAAACCAUUGGAAGCACUUAUAUGGCAGCAUCAGGUGUCACACCAGAUGUCAACACCAAUGGCUACACCUACAUGAAGAAAGAGGAGCAGUCAGACCGCGAGUGCUGGCAGCACCUGGCAGACCUGGCGGACUUUGCUCUGGCCAUGAAGGUCACCCUCAUGAACAUUAAUUACCAGUCCUUCAACAACUUUAUGCUGCGCAUCGGACUCAACAAGGGUGGUGUUUUGGCGGGAGUCAUUGGGGCACGGAAGCCUCACUAUGACAUCUGGGGCAACACGGUCAAUGUGGCCAGUCGUAUGGAAUCCACCGGAGUUAUGGGAAACAUCCAGGUGGUGGAGGACUGUUAUAUCAUCUUGAAGGAGUAUGGAUUCCGGUUUGUGCGCCGAGGGCCUAUCUAUGUGAAAGGGAAAGGAGAGCUCCUGACCUUCUUCCUGAAGGGCAGAGAUAAGCAGGGUUCUUUCAUCAACAGCUCCUCUGUCACCCUCCCUCACCAAGUGGUAGACAGCUCCUGACACCCUCUCUGUUUUACAGGCAGACAGACAAACAAACAGACAGACAGACACACUCUCACCGGUGUAAACACGUACUUCUCAGCAUUUGGUCACAUGCACAAAGAUGCUGCCACAUAAAAGGUUAAACUCUCACAAUCAUUUACACAUCUAAAUACUGAAGAUUAUGGUAGAUGAAUAUUUAGUUAUAUAAUUCUUAAAAGAUACUUCCACAUGACAAAAAAGCAUUAUUUUAGUGUUCUCUAUAUUUCCUAUACCUGAGACGAGAUGAUGAAGUCUGACAAAUUUGUCUCUGACCCCUUUCCUGUGUCCGUUUCUGAGUACACCGGUAAAGACAUGGAUGUGUGGGGUGAUGGUGUGUGUGUGUGUGCGUGUGUGUGUGUGUUGGACAUCUCAGCACGUGAAGGCUGCAUUCUGACGCAGACAGUACUCUUUUGUGUGCUGUGUCUUUCCUGCCAGACUGGAUGAAAGUGCAAUAGUCUUCUUCCACUGCCCUGUCCCCCCUCCAGUCUUUUGUAAACUAUAAAAGCACACAUAUUUUUAUACUCUGGUUGCAACACACAUUUUGUGGAAAAAUAAAGGAGGUAUGAAAGACCGAUACAUUGAGGAUACGUAGAUAUAUAUAUAGUUUUUAUGUAAACUUCAUUUAGCAGAUUUCAGGGAUGGCCGAGAAAUCAUGAGCGUAGAUAAGAUAAAAGGAAAAGCUUAUCUUGAAUCACCACAGGAAAAUGGGAAUGUGGUUUGAUCUCCAGAUGGUGGAGUUACUGACUGGGAUUCUGUAAAGAGGGCUUGGACCAUGAGACCAAAUUCCUGAGGGCCCAAAGAGAUGUUACAUGUAAUGUUGCCCCAAGUACUUCAAGCACAUUUUUAUUUUAUUGUUCUUUGCCUUCAUUGCUUAGCUUUUAUAGUAACUAGUUUGAUCCCUCAGUACAGAAUCCCCGGAGUGAAAUUGGGAAGGAUAUGUAUGAAAAGGACAUCCGACACCCUUUUGUUUUUUGAAACUCUUAAACUCAGGUGUGAGAACUGUGAAUGGCUCUUGAAUUAUUUGUAAUUUAAAUGUAUUGAUUAAAAAUCUCAAUGUAA
This is a messenger RNA of Brienomyrus brachyistius, 5313 nucleotides long. It is a transcript of the gene adcy3a, whose product is annotated as adenylate cyclase 3a. The record is from RefSeq and is a predicted model, not a curated record. Gene Ontology annotation, biological process: adenylate cyclase-activating G protein-coupled receptor signaling pathway; intracellular signal transduction; cAMP biosynthetic process. Gene Ontology annotation, cellular component: plasma membrane. The transcript is spliced from 21 exons. NCBI's taxonomy places the organism in Eukaryota, Metazoa, Chordata, Actinopteri, Osteoglossiformes, Mormyridae. Gene Ontology annotation, molecular function: adenylate cyclase activity. Bases 880 to 4233 code for a protein of 1117 amino acids.